AUGGAUCAUUUGUGGCAGUCUGUUAAGGAUAAAUUUGAGGCAGAGAAUAUGGAUAAUUAUCGAGACGCCACGUUAAGACAUAUGAAAGAUCUUUGGAACACGUGGAGGUCAAAUAAUCACCUCAAUCAUAUCUUUCGACAUUCCGGUAAUUUAGAAGCAAUUAAAGCGGACAAACCUAAAGAAAUUACACAGGAGGACUGGGAGUGGUUGUUUACCCAUCGAUAUAACACAGAUCAAUUCAAGAAAGUAAGCUCAACGAAUAGAAGGAAUAGACAAAAUGUGAAAUAUGUUCACCACACUGGAAGCAAGUCAUUUACUCAAUUAGAACGAGAAAUAGAGUUGAGAGAUGGACGUCCUCCAGCAUUCGAAGACGUUUUUCUUGAGACUCGAAUUAAAAAAGAUAGAACCGUUGAUCCUGAUGUCCAAUUGAAAGUUGAUGAAAUGCGUUCAAUGAGAGAGAAAAAUCCUUCAAUUUCAAAUAUUGAUUUAAUAGAGUCUGUUUUCGGUAAUCAAAGUCAUGGAUAUGUGAUCGGAAUGGGUGGGGGAGUGUUGAUUUCACAAGUGAGAGAUAUUCAAUCAAAACAAUCUCUUCGCCACCAGAAUUUAUGUCUUCAAACAAGAAUAGAAGAUGUUGAAAGAGCUCAUCAAACGGAAUUGGAAAAUCUACGAGCCCAGAGAUUAAAUGAUAAACUUGAGAUGGAAGAGGCGAGAUUAAAGGAUAAACUAGAGAAUCAAGAGUCAAGAUUAAAUGAUAAACUCGAGAUGGAUAAAAAAAUUGCAGCUAUGAUGUCACAAUUUUUGGGAACUACAUCUACAUCGAUGCCUCCCACAACAACGUCUUCUAAUUCAGGUUUGCUAAAUUUGGAUGACGAACAAAUUGAUUUUGAAAAGGUGUAG
This is a messenger RNA of Impatiens glandulifera, 897 nucleotides long. RefSeq lists its product as uncharacterized. Bases 1 to 897 code for a protein of 298 amino acids. Lineage: Eukaryota; Viridiplantae; Streptophyta; Magnoliopsida; Ericales; Balsaminaceae. The record is from RefSeq and is a predicted model, not a curated record. The transcript is spliced from 6 exons.